Metschnikowia bicuspidata var. bicuspidata NRRL YB-4993 is the source of this 879-nucleotide messenger RNA. RefSeq names its product ribosomal protein P2 (gene RPP2B). Bases 208 to 540 code for a protein of 110 amino acids. Gene Ontology annotation, biological process: translation; cytoplasmic translational elongation. Gene Ontology annotation, cellular component: ribosome; cytosolic large ribosomal subunit. Gene Ontology annotation, molecular function: structural constituent of ribosome. The record is from RefSeq and is a predicted model, not a curated record. NCBI's taxonomy places the organism in Eukaryota, Fungi, Ascomycota, Pichiomycetes, Serinales, Metschnikowiaceae. The transcript has a single exon.
CGCACCGGCACCUGCCCGAAAAGCGGUCUUUUUCAAGCCUGUUUGGGUCUCCUGCCGGCGGAGAACCAGGGCCAGCCGCACACCCGUACACCCAUCGGCUGCGAGGCCCGCGGCACCAAAGCCCAUAAAAAUUUUUCGGGUCUACCCUUCUUCUUCCCACCCAAAGGAUAGUCCGCACUCUCCGCUUAAACUGAUUAUUCUAGAAAAAUGAAGUACUUGGCUGCUUACUUGUUGUUGGUUCAAGGUGGCAACACCGCCCCUUCCGCCGCUGACAUCUCUUCUUUGUUGAGCUCUGUUGGUGUCGAGUCCGAGGAGUCCAGAAUCUCCUCUCUUUUGUCUGAGUUGGAGGGCAAGUCCAUCGAGGAGUUGGUUGCUGAGGGUAACACCAAGUUGGCCUCCGUGCCUUCCGGUGGUGCUGCUGCUUCUUCCGGUUCCGCUGCCGCUGCUGGUGGUGCUGCUGCCGGUGAGGCUGUUGAGGAGAAGGCCGAGGAGGCCAAGGAGGAGUCCGACGACGACAUGGGCUUCGGCUUGUUCGACUAAGCGUCUUGCCUGUAUCAUAUAGGUCUAAUACACUCGGAUUUCUGAAGCUGGUGUAGUUUUGUGCGUGUGCAGUAGGAAGCUGGUGUAGGUCAAUGCGUGUGCAGUAGAGUAGAAGUGGCGAAGCUAUUUUUGUAGCGGUCAGUCGCUUGGGGUGAUUUUCUGGGUUGGCGCCGGCUGGGUGUUUGCAUGGGACAGGGGUCUGUUGGUUAUUAAAGUGUUGUCUGAUGUGGUGUUCGCCUUUUGAUUGAAGUGUCUGUAUUUUUAUUGGUUGGUUGUGUGUAAUUUUUUGAAAUGUUGUCUGUUUUAUAAAAGGGCUGCUGUUAUUGACUGUUUUUUAUU